AUGCCUGCUACUCGACCACCACCUCAUCAUCAUUCUGCGCGCCUCAAGGCCUUGCAGAGACUCUCUCGAAAGGACCCGAACAUCAUGGACCACACCCAACGAGCUGUUACCCACGUAAAAGCCAAGAAUGGCGGCUUGCAAGGUGGUAAUACUGCCAGUACUGCCAGUACUAGUGCUGGCAAGGAACUUCGUAUCCAAUGGAAUGCUGAUCCAAAGUGCACCGACAAGGUUGUCGAGUACCUCCAUACUCACCCUGCUGACUCCCACCUCUUUUUCUUCAAUGAUGGGAAGGCCCAUCCUGAUGGUGAUCGCCUCUUGGGUAAAGACAAGCUUUUGGUUUGCAGUGUAAUCACAAAGUAUGUCUUUGAGUGCAAUCCAGAAUAUGCGCCCAUAUAUACAAACGUGCUGGAGAGAUUUCAUGACUCAACAAAUAAUCACAUCAUGAGUCUCAAGAAAAAGUAUCGUGAAUGGUACAAUAAACUACAUGCGACGGGUGCUGGUGUCAUGCCACUCGAUGAUAAUGCCGCUAUAAACUUGUGA
Molecule: messenger RNA, 540 nt
Organism: Suillus paluster
Lineage: Eukaryota; Fungi; Basidiomycota; Agaricomycetes; Boletales; Suillaceae
Exons: 2
Coding region: 1-540 (179 amino acids)
Source: RefSeq, a predicted model, not a curated record